GAACACCAGAAAAUAACUUCGUUUUAGCCAAUACUCUUAACAACCCAUAUCGAUUCAGCUUCGUCAGCAACCAACCCAAGGACGUACAACAUGCAGAAUGGCGCCAGCGAAUACACGAGGAUCCGCCGAGCGACCUCUUCAAGGUGUUGUGCUAUGCUUCACCUCGAUUGGACCAGAAGAACGAACUCGAUAUGCAGAACUGGCAACUCAAAUGGGUGCCGAGCACAAACUUGACCUGACCUCCGAUACAACACAUCUUAUUGUUGGUGACACUGAUACGGCAAAGUACAAGUAUGUUGCAAGGGAAAGAGAAGACAUCAAAGUUCUAAGACCACAUUGGAUCGAGGCCAUUAGAGAGCUAUGGAUCAAGGACUUGCCACUAGAUCUCGAGGCCUUGGCCACCGAGUAUCGCAUGCCGACUAUGAGCGGCCUGAAAAUCUGUAUUACCGGAUUCGAUGAUCUCUCCUUCCGCGCUCAGCUGCAGCAGAAUGUGAUUGAGAAUGGCGGAGAGUAUACAGGCGAUCUCACCAAAGAUGUGACACACUUGAUUGCAGCAAAGCCAGAAGGCAAAAAGUACGAAUAUGCCCUGUCGUGGCAGAAGAAAGUGGUGAGCCUGAAAUGGUACAAGGAUACGCUGGAGCGUGGAAUGCAGCUUGAUGAGACAUUAUAUCACCCAAAUCUACCGGUGUCAGAACAAGGUAUCGGUUCCUGGAAGCGACGACCUCGGCUCUCCCCUCGACCGGCCAAGCGUGCUCGCGAAGAGACCAGUGUACCUGAACCGUCUCGAAAACUUCGACGCACUGCUAGUGCCAGACUCGGAAGCCAAACUCAGAAUCUGUGGACUGAUAUCGUGGGAGGGGCUGGCUUUGAAGCGGACACAGCAGAUCGCCCUCGACUGCAGCCUUCCGAUUCUAUGCCUGCGUUGAGGCAGAACGAGGUUCCGACCCAUCAAGACUCAGGAAAUCACUCAAGUACUACAGCGGAAAAGGCCCAGUCAUGGUCUGGGUUCCUAUCUGGCCGACAGUUCAUCUUUAGAGGUUUCGAGGAAAGAAAGCAUGGUAUCAUCAGCAGAAUUGUGCUAGAAGAAGGAGGAAUGAUCAUUGAUGCCGAAGAUGUAGACACCCACGAGUCUGACAAGACACUAUUGAUAAUGCCUCACGAUGUGAGAAGAAAGAGGCGCACAGCUGAUCUGGAUCUUUUUAUUCCAGGUCUCGAAACAGUAUCGGAACUCUGGUUGGAACGGUGUAUGUUGGAUAAGACAUUCAUUCCACCAACGAGGUACCAGCUUGGGUAUAUCCCUUGGCCAUCGUCGACAGUGCUUUCCUCGACCACAGUCAAUGUAUCAGGCUUUUCAGGGUUAGAGACGCUACACGUCUCAAAAAUUGUCGCUACACUUGGUGGCAGUUAUGUCGAGACCUUUGCACCAGGAGUAUCUGUCCUUGUGAUCCGGAGCGGUAGUCACAAUAAGCAGAAACUUGGUAGUGCACACGAAUGGGGAAUACCGGUGGUGUCGGAAGACUGGCUAUGGUCGACGAUCAAGAAUGGGCAAAAGGCAGGAUUCAAGGACUACCUUGUUCAGUCAGCGGGGACCAAAAAGUCACAAGAGGAAGAAAAGAGGGAUCUCAGAGCUCGCGGAGAGUUCGUGGAGGUAAGCACAGUCCCUUUGCGGCCUGAGGAGAAGGAACGCCGCGAGCGACCAAGAAGCAAAUCCCGUCACACCAGCAUGGGAUCAAUAAAGGCAACACGAAAUGGAUCGAAGUCUCGAGAUGUAUCCGUUGAGAUCCACCAGGAUCCUAGGGAGGUCAAAUCCGCAACACAAGAAGAAUUGGACUCCAUGAGCGACAAACCAAAGAAUGAUUUAGAUCAGAACGAGACUCAGGGAGCUUCAUUUGUCCAGGAGGAUCUCCCACUUCAAGAAUUGUCGUCGAACUCUUCUGGUAAUAAAUCCGGCGUUGUGGAAGACGUGCGAACAGCAUUGUCCGCAGUAGAUGGCGAGUCAGGCAUAAAGAAAUCAAGGGCCGACGAGAACUCACGCACCACGAAACAGGAUGAAAAGGCGGGCAGUAUACAGGCACUGAACGGCGCUAUACGCGACAUCCUUGAUCAGGGCAUACGCCGAAAGCCUGCUGCGGCUGGCGGUGAGCGGCCCGUGAAGAAGAGCAGGCUCUUCGGAAGAGCGCUCAGCAACUUGUCCAACGCUUCGGUAUCGUCGAACCCACGACAAUCGAGGGCCAGCUCCAUCGACAGCAUGAACACCGACGGGAUGGGAAGUGAGAUUGUUCCGAUGCCGUCGGAGCGACCACCCUCAGGAGUGACUGGCUCGUCCACCGAGAGGGAAACAUUCGCGUUCACAGGUCGGGCGAAGACGACCAUGACAGCGGGCGUAACUCCGCUCUCGCUUGGUAUGGAUGACCUCGACCACCCGCUUGAUAACCAGGCCCGACGCAUGGAGGACGAAGAGACGCCUCGAAUGACCCAGCUUUGCUAUGAGGACCCCGAGGAAGCAGUAAUACUUCGGGAGAAACUGGCCGCGUCACGCCGAAAGAAAUCGAAACUCGGUCAGGACGAGCACGACCCGCAGCCUGCCAUUACAAGGGCGAAGCCCGAGAACAGAAAGAUCCGAGACGACGAUCUCCUCAGCUGCGCCGGAUGGGGCGCAGGCAGGCGGACGAGACAUAAACAGAAAAGUCCUCCUGACAGGGUCAUCUAACGGAUCUUGAAUUAGCUCUGGAGAGCGAGAGAGAGAGAGCUAUUUUGCGAGCAUUUUCCGAAGGCUUACGCCUCAGAAUAAAUACCUACCUAGGUAGGUAGUUUGCUCGAUAUUUGGACUUUUGUACCGAAUACAUGAUUGGAUUAAGUUGCAUUACCUAGGUACCGAGGAGUGUCUGGGUUUUUUGAUGGUUUCUUGCUACCAACCUAUGUCCUGACCUGAUACCCCAUCCAUGAAGAGGACAAAAUACGUAGGUAUAGAUUUCUGGACCAUUGGUUAUUUUCUUAACUGGC
Exophiala oligosperma is the source of this 3003-nucleotide messenger RNA. RefSeq lists its product as uncharacterized. The record is from RefSeq and is a predicted model, not a curated record. The transcript is spliced from 4 exons. Bases 98 to 2710 code for a protein of 870 amino acids. NCBI's taxonomy places the organism in Eukaryota, Fungi, Ascomycota, Eurotiomycetes, Chaetothyriales, Herpotrichiellaceae. Gene Ontology annotation, biological process: mitotic G2 DNA damage checkpoint signaling; mitotic DNA replication checkpoint signaling; DNA replication initiation.